UCCUCAGCUCAAGUAGAAAGCUUAUCAUUAGCUUAUAGAAUUCUCAUAACAUUCUUUUACACACAAUCUCACAGAGAGAAACAAUGGACGGUAGGGGAGGGUGUUGCAUAGCUAGGUACGCCAUUGGCUCUGAGCCCUACGAUCUUUCCAAAGCAGAUCGCAUCAUGCUUAGGUUUCGUCCCAUCGCUCCUAAACCAGCCAGUGACGGCGGAGUAAAGCCCGUAUCCAGCGGAGAUAGCGGCGGUGGAAGCUCUGACGUUUCUUUUAUUAGGGCUGGUAGAAGAAAGAGGAAAUGCCAUCAGAGUAAGGUUAACGGUGGUGGUAACGCUAAUAAGAGGUGCACCCGGCGGAAGAAGACAUCGGAGAAAUCUGUGACUCACGGCGGCGCUAAUGCGGUGACUCUUUCUCUCUUACCGGAGAAACCUGCGGUUACGGAUCUGAUGGCGGUGGAGAAGGAGAAGCGUCAGGGUCCGUUAUGGUUGAGUUUCAGCGACGGCGGUGGGAUGUUUACUCCGGUUGUGCAAAGGACGGUGGUGAUUUCGUCGUGUAUGACGGUGGAACGUGUAACGGACGCUUGGAUCGAGGGUUACGGUUUGGGUAGGUCAGAUGAAGAAAGGAAGAUGAAUCUUGUGAGAGACACGUGCCCUGGUUUCAUAUCCGACGGUUCGGGGAGAGUCACGUGGACGAACGACGCUUAUCGGAAGAUGGCUAGGGAUAACAUUCCUGUGGAAGAAGUUUCACCGGAGAUAAUAAACGGAGAUAGUAGUUUUCACGUGAUGGUACGGUUGGUGAUGAGGGAGAGGCCGAUGCUAACGUCACCUGGUUUCACAUGCAGAGUGAAACUACAGCACACGUGUCAAAGUCGUGAGAGAGGCUCAUCAGUGACGGUGCCUUGCGACGUGUGGAGAAUGGAUCACGGUGGUGGAUUUGCUUGGAGGCUCGACGUUAAGGCCGCUUUGUGCCUUUGAUAUCACCGUCAGAUCAACUAUAUAUAUCGGCGACGAACGGUCUCGAUUGUUACAUUACAAUGAUCCUCCGCGUAACAUUAUUCGGACAACUUAUUAGAUUUUCUAAUUACUUAACUAACGUUAAUUAUAUGCCGUCUUUGUUCUGUUUGUUUCUUCAAGAUAUUUAGAGUUCUUGUAAAAAUGCAUUUUUUUUCUUCUUCUUCUUAGUUCUUAACGCGUUUGUGGUGAUAAAUUCUCGAGUUUGUUGUUUAAAGUUAACCAAUGAAGGGAAAAUAUGUAUGUAUUUUAAUGCGUUUUUUGUC
Capsella rubella is the source of this 1270-nucleotide messenger RNA. RefSeq lists its product as uncharacterized. Bases 84 to 968 code for a protein of 294 amino acids. The transcript has a single exon. The record is from RefSeq and is a predicted model, not a curated record. NCBI's taxonomy places the organism in Eukaryota, Viridiplantae, Streptophyta, Magnoliopsida, Brassicales, Brassicaceae.